Leishmania braziliensis MHOM/BR/75/M2904 is the source of this 855-nucleotide messenger RNA. RefSeq lists its product as hypothetical. NCBI's taxonomy places the organism in Eukaryota, Euglenozoa, Kinetoplastea, Trypanosomatida, Trypanosomatidae. The transcript has a single exon. The record is from RefSeq and is a predicted model, not a curated record. Bases 1 to 855 code for a protein of 284 amino acids.
AUGAGUCGCCGUGUUAACGCAGAAGCCAUGGGCCAGAUCCUCGAAGCGCUCUUCCUGCUUCGCUCUUCACGGUUGGCAGAGGCGUUCACCGAUGGAUCUGCGCCAUCUGUUUCCUCGGAGUACUCGACGCAGAAGCCCAGCUUGACCUCAGGAACUGCGGUAGACUGCGCGCGGCACCUUCUCCGCGAUUCUGUUCUUUCUGCUAUCGAAAUUGAGUCCACGCAGUCUGAUUCCUCAUCCCUCUUGAUUAUCAAAGCAGAUCCUUCUGUGACAGCCAAAAAGUCUGCCUACUCAUUGAGCUCUUCAGCCACGUGGCGUCCACGGAAGGAGAUCGGAACUGUGCUUGAGGGCCGUGACUUGCACAGGAUCGACCUCUCCGGCACACGUUUGUCUGCUAGCUUUAAUCGAAGCGAUCUUUCCGAGGCUAUUUUUAUUGGCACCUACUUUGCGCACUGCACGUUCAACUUGUGUGACUUGCGGAAGGCAAAUCUGGCAGGUGCUCAGUUUUACUCUUGCACAUUCUUGUCUACCGACGCGUCCGCAGCAGCAGCACGUCGGGCGCAUUUCUCUCAUUGUGUGUUUCAUAGGGCUGACCUGUCUGAUUGGGAUGCAGCUGGCGCCACCUUCUUUCAAUGCAGCUUCACCUUAUCUGACCUGUCCCGCUGGUCUGUGGACGGACAAACAACUGUAGUGAAGCCAACCAACUGGGGCUGUUGCCGUCGCUUAGACUGGGUGAUGAGGCCAGGGAGCUCGGUGCGUGAGUGCCGCGUGGUCGGAGACGCAAAUGCCACAACCGCCCUUUCAUUGGCACCUGCUGAGAAGUCAUCAUGCAACCUGCCACGGGGGCAUUACUGA